Messenger RNA from Naegleria fowleri, 1536 nucleotides. RefSeq lists its product as uncharacterized. Gene Ontology annotation, molecular function: protein binding. The coding region runs from base 1 to 1536 and encodes 511 amino acids. NCBI's taxonomy places the organism in Eukaryota, Heterolobosea, Eutetramitea, Acrasida, Naegleriidae. The transcript has a single exon. The record is from RefSeq and is a predicted model, not a curated record.
AUGAUUGAAUUUGACGGAGGAUUGUUUCUUCAACAUGUCAUUCAGAAAACCUUUCAAAGGUGUUGUGAGGCUUCUUCUCAUCAGCAGGCUCGGAAAUAUGUUUCUUUCGGAACAUUCUCUGAUCACGAAGAAGAUAAUGAUUUGAAUUUUUCAUCCUUUUCAUUGAUCUAUUUGGAUCAACUAGUUCCGACUUCAUCCUCUUCAUUAAACACACAACAACAAGGAACAAAGAUAAAAACAUCAAAUUCUCCUCAACAACUGAAGACAAAGCUGGAGAAAGCUGUGAAGCAUUUCGUAGAUGUCUUGACUAGAGUUCUCUGCUCCAGAGAAUGGAAGGUGGAGCCACCUCAAUUUGUGAAUAUCCUUUCGAGUCGAUUGCUUUUCGUGAAGGAUCGACAACAAUUUUCAUUGGUUCAUUUGGCAUGUGACACCAAUCAAGUUCAAUUGCUAGAAUGGAUCCAAAUGUAUAGUAGUGAGACAUCUGUAAAUUGUAGUACUGUUGUAAAUACUCAUGUAGAGAGAAUUGAUGUGAAAGACAGCACAUUAUGGUCUCUGAAGGAUUCCAAUGGUUUGGAACCAUUGUUUUAUGCUGUAAAUUCAUCAUCAAAAGAUUGUGUGGCCUUCUUAUGUUCCAAAUCAUCCGUAAGAGAGGAACAAUUGAAUUUACGAAGAGAUGGUUUUGGAAAUCUUCCAAUCAUUGCAUCGUUCAAGAAAGGAGAUUACGACAUGUGUGACUUGCUUCAACUUUUUGGUGCAAAGAUCGACCUUUGUGGAGGUUUGGCUUUUGGAAUGGGACUUCAAGAAACCUUAAUGCAUUAUGCGAUGAGAAAGAGAGACAUUAAGGCGGUGCGAUAUUUGGCAUGUCACUCAUCAAAAGCUAUUCUCAAGAAGAAUCAUCGAGAUGAGACCCCAUUAUUUCAAUGCCUAAACGAUAAGCGUGGAAUGUACACAAGUAGUGAAGAAGAGGUAACAACGACAAAUUUCGGAGGAAAAGGAGGAUGUGAUGGCUGUGCUGUCACCAUUCCAAACCACGUAUUUUUCUUGUCUACCAUUUUAGAUGAAGGAAAAACAUUGUUCGGAGAGGAGCAAUUUCACAAAGCUCUUCUCUCCAAGAAUAGUUUUGGAAGAAAUCUGUUGAUGGAAAGUAUUGUCAUGAAUGACUUUGAAGUGACACGAAUGAUUUGUAGUUUCUUGCUUUCACAUUAUGGUCUUUCCGCAUCAAGUUAUUUGUUUAUACCAGCCGGAGGAGGUGACACCUCAAACAUUACAUUUUUGAACCAGUUGAUUGAUGACAGAGACUUUGAAGACUCAACCAUUUUCCAUAUUGCCUCUCGAUAUAUCGGAUCGUAUUUAAGUAUUACCAACAGCACAGUUCGAGAUAUUUUCAAGCUUCUUAAAGAACUCUUUGUUGUCACUCAGAAGAGCAAUCAAUCUCUGAAAGAUUUUCUCAAAAACAAUCCCUCUAAAUAUUACAGGCUAUCCUCUGGAUCUAAAUCCUUAAGCAAGUCCAUUAAAUUUUGGAUAAAACUUGAGUAA